This is a messenger RNA of Vicia villosa (hairy vetch), 1017 nucleotides long. RefSeq lists its product as uncharacterized. Gene Ontology annotation, biological process: DNA repair. The coding region runs from base 1 to 1017 and encodes 338 amino acids. The record is from RefSeq and is a predicted model, not a curated record. Gene Ontology annotation, molecular function: DNA binding; endonuclease activity. Lineage: Eukaryota; Viridiplantae; Streptophyta; Magnoliopsida; Fabales; Fabaceae. The transcript has a single exon.
AUGAUUAUAGGAACUCUAAACAUAAGAGGGGGUGGUAGCAGUGCUAAAAGAAGAAGAAUCAACAACAUUAUUAGUAGAGGUAAUCCUGAUAUCUUUUUUAUUCAAGAGACUAAGAUGGAGAACAUUUCUGUUUCCUUGGCUAGUAGUUUUUGGAAGAAACCAGGUGUGGAAUUUUCUUUUUUUUCUUCAAUUGGGGCAGCGGGUGGUAUUAUGUCUCUCUGGGAUUCUAACACUGUGAGGGUCCUUUUUAGUUUUGGUGGAAGGGGUUAUUUAGGUCUGAAGGUUGUUUGGAGGGAGAAACAAUAUUAUGCAGUGAAUAUUUAUUCGCCUUCGUCUCUGGCUGAGAAGAGGAUUCUUUGGAAGAUGUUACUGUUCUUGAAAACCAUUUUUCUUGAUGGGGAGUGGGUCUUGGGUGGGGAUUUUAACGCAGUCUGUAAUAGGAGGGAGAGAUUUGGUGAUUCGGUCUUGAAUUCGAGCAAGGAGUGGUCGGAGUUUGAGGAGUUCAUCAGGGAGAGUGAAGUGGAGGAUGUUCCUUGUAAGGGCAAAAAAUAUACGUGGUUCGGAGGUAAUGGGAGAUCGAAGAGUAGGAUUGAUCGUUUUUUGGUGUCUAGCAAUAUUGUUAGAGAUUGGGGGGUGGUGGGCCAAAGAGUGGGGGAUCGUGAUAUUUCAGAUCAUUUCCCGGUGUGGUUAGUUUGUGACAAAUCUAACUGGGGACCUAAGCCUUUCAAAGUUAAUAAGGAGUGGUUUUCGAAUAAAGAUUUCAUUCCUUUCGUGAAAAAAGAAUGGCUCUCUAUUAAAGUGUGUGGUAGGGGUGAUUUUAUUCUUAAGGAGAAAUUGAGAAUUCUUAAAGAAAAGUUGAGAUGGUGGAACGUUAAUAUUUUUGGUAAGUUUGAUUUGGAGGUGAAGGAGAACGUCCGCAUUUUGAACGAAGGAGACACGGAAGUUGGGGAGGAUGAUUUUAUAGAGACUAAUGAGGUGUUGGAUAGGAAGAGAAGGCUUCAAAGGAUAUUUGGUUGA